Messenger RNA from Tremella mesenterica DSM 1558, 1530 nucleotides. RefSeq lists its product as uncharacterized. Lineage: Eukaryota; Fungi; Basidiomycota; Tremellomycetes; Tremellales; Tremellaceae. Bases 1 to 1530 code for a protein of 509 amino acids. The transcript is spliced from 4 exons. The record is from RefSeq and is a predicted model, not a curated record.
AUGCCAACAUCUUCCCGUCGACGUCAAUCUGACCCUUCUAUUGAAGUUUUAUAUAAUACAGCCGUUCAAUCGUUCGUCCGAAGAGAUCAUUCAAAGACACAAGCUACUUUAUCUAGGUUGUUAAGUAUUUUACCUCCCCCAAAAAGGGUAUGUCCUAAAGAAGAAUUUCAAAAUGGAGAAGAAUGGUUGAUUAAAACACUCAAAUUACUCAUAACAUCUCGUGUUUCAAUGUAUACAGAUCCUCCUCCUUCUAUCCCUUCCAAACCCAACGGAGGGAAGAUUGUUCAUUUAGAUCAAGAUUUAUUAAACAUGUUACCACCCACUUCACCUGAUAUCAUCUUGAAGGAUUUAGAAAUGAUAUGUAAAAAAGCUUAUCGUAUUAGAGAUACAACUUUGGAUCAUCCAUUACCACCUACCAUCCUCUCAACUAUAUUAUUAGCGAGUAUAAAAUUAAAACCUUCCCCUCCUGCUCUCUCUUACGCUCAUCAAUUAGCCGAAGAUUGGUUGACUUCACUUCCUGAUACUUUAUUUCAUCGUCAUCGUCAUGGUCAACCGGCCUUUCCGGCAUUGGAGAAGAUGAGGUUGGAAGCUGCUUGGGAAGGGUAUAUGAGGGUGUUGGAAUUGUUUUGCGGGGAAGUUUUAACUAGGGAAGGUGAAUGGGGUAUGGCUAGGGGUAUAUUGGAAGGUGAUGGUUUGAUGGGGAUAAAGAGGAAAGAGAACCUUUACCGUCAUAUACGCAAUAUGGAAUCUCGUAGUUUAUCAUCACCUUCUUCUUCCAUCAUUCUACCUACUCCAACGACUUCUCCAUCUUCUUCCCUUUUUCUCCAACCAUCUUCCCCUAACACGAUCCAUGUGCAUAAUCCCAAAUCUUCGCCAACAAACCCACUCUCAUCUAAACUCUCCCAUACCUCACAGAUAUCCCACGGUGAACGGACUUCUCAACCUUCUAGACGAUCUUCAACCAGUUCAAGUUCUUCCGAACGUACAGCCCGACCUGUAAUAAAAUUACCAUUCCCAGUCACUUCUCUAUCUUCUACCUCUGUCCGUAACCCUGUUCAAAGCCGUACCAGAUCAUCACAAGAUACUCCCAACGUAUCACUUUUACCCGGGUCUCUCAAAACGAAUCCCUCUCUAAGUAAUCACGAACCCUCGGAGACUUAUGUAAGGGACGGUUCUCAAAUUGGACGGACUGACUCGAAUAUUUUUCCUUCUCCAUCUUUCACAAGUCUCUUAUCAAGGUUAAACGACCUAAGAAAUUAUUCUUCGAAUUAUCUGACAUUGUUCUUGCUAUCAAGAAACCUGGCCAUAUUCUCACCUUUGUUAAUCAUCUUAGUAUGGGCUUUGAAAAGGAGAAAUCGGAAUAAGACAGGUUUAAAAAGACAUAAUGAUUUAAGAAGACAAUUAGAACGAGUGGAUAUGGGAGGAAGAGGAUGGAAGAAUUGGUUUAGAUGGUUUAGAUGGUUGAUAAGAUGGUGGGUUGGGAAAUUCUUAGGAGUUUGGGAAAUGGGUACAAAGAUUACUUAUCUUUGA